Molecule: messenger RNA, 1365 nt
Organism: Gadus macrocephalus (Pacific cod)
Lineage: Eukaryota; Metazoa; Chordata; Actinopteri; Gadiformes; Gadidae
Gene: oxld1
Product: oxidoreductase-like domain containing 1
Exons: 3
Coding region: 389-763 (124 amino acids)
Cellular component (GO): mitochondrion
Source: RefSeq, a predicted model, not a curated record
UCCUUCCGCCAAUCAGCGUUUGUUUUUAACCUUGCUGUAUUGUUUAAUAUGACAUCAGCUUCAUGGGCCGAAACGAUAUGCGUCUGGUUUUAAUCUGAAGACAUUAUUUUAGGGUAAACAUGAACUAUUGUCGUUUAGCGGUACCUCAUCUGAACACCAGCAUGCUGCGUUUGGGGGCGGAUAUCGUCAGAUCGUCGUCAUGUUUCCACAAGGUCGGUGGUUAGCCACAAGCUAGCCUCCAUGGAUGGACUCAUUCAUGAACAUAAUGUGAAGCUCUGCAUCACUUCAGAAGAAGAGACAUGGAGAGCUUCACAGACUGGGCAUAGAAAGAGGAUGACCUGAGCUGUCCUUAGAUACAAUUCUACUCUGCGUCCUGCAUCCGGUUAAUAUGAAACACAAAAUGGACACUUGUUCCAGAGAGCGUUCCCAAGGCCGGGAGUCCCACGGGGGGAGCGUCCGUAGCCUCAGCUCAGGACCCGCUUCGCCGCCCGCCCCGGGGCUGGGCACCUCCCCCCAGAGCACGGACCCUGAACCCCGCCCGGCCACCCCUCCCUGGAGCCCAGACCAGGGGCCCCCGCCCGCCCCCACCCACUGCUGCAUGAGCGGCUGUCACAACUGCGUGUGGAUCGAGCACGCGGAGCGGCUGCUGGCCUUCUACCAGGACGGCGGGGACCGGGCGCUGGAGGCCAUCGAGGAGAACGUGGUGGACGAGAACCUCAAGGCGUACCUGAAGAUGGAGAUCAGGCUGCUGAAGAAGCAGUGACGGACGAUGGGACUGGGCAGCCGAAUGGGCAGCCGAACCCUUGUUGUGGGAGGAUUUAGUGCAAGGAGGGUUUUUAUGGUCGUACUUUGAAUGCACUUUAAAUGUCUUAUUUUAUUAAUAUAUUUUAAUGUGUGUCAACUUGGUCGGUUUAUUUUCUUAUUUGAAUCAAGGAUUGUGUGAACAGUACACCUGGGUGUGAGAGCAGUCGCCUAUAGAAAUGCAUAGAUGCUAUAAUGUGUCCAAGACUAUUACUUCUGUUCCAAAUGUGUUUAUCCCGCCUAGCUCUCCACAGACCAGUGUUGGGUUGAGUCGUCCAGCGUCUCACGACCCCCCAAAGGGACGCCUGCAUUAUGUUCCAUAUUGCAGGCGUCUCUUCAUGUCCGUCAAUCUUAUUGAUGCCAACUGCCAACCCCAAUGGCUCCUGGUUAUCUGUAACCUAAGGCCGUGAACUUCACAUUUUUAGACCUUUACAUUUCUAUUGAAUUAAGUGCAUUCAUUAGUUAUCUAUUGCCCUCAUGGUUCCAUCGUGAGUUACAUUUAAUAAUUGCCUGUUUAUUUUUUUAUUUUUUUAUUUAUCUAUUAAAUUAUUUGAUAUUAUUUUA